Messenger RNA from Megalops cyprinoides (Indo-Pacific tarpon), 4196 nucleotides. RefSeq names its product AF4/FMR2 family, member 2 (gene aff2). Lineage: Eukaryota; Metazoa; Chordata; Actinopteri; Elopiformes; Megalopidae. The transcript is spliced from 21 exons. Gene Ontology annotation, molecular function: G-quadruplex RNA binding. Gene Ontology annotation, cellular component: nucleus; nuclear speck. Gene Ontology annotation, biological process: regulation of RNA splicing. Bases 98 to 3883 code for a protein of 1261 amino acids. The record is from RefSeq and is a predicted model, not a curated record.
GUUAGCAGGAACACACACACAAUUGCUGCAUGCAGGCUGACGCAUACGUUGAGCGGACACCGGUUCCUUAUUGAAUCAGGCGAAGGGGGACCAAACCAUGGACCUUUUCGAGUUUGACUUCUUUAGGGACUGGGAAUUGGAGCAACCGUGUCAUUAUGAGCAGGACCGCAGUGCGCUCAAGAAGAAAGAGUGGGAGCGGAGGACACAGGAAGUACCGCAAGAUGAAGAUUUGUUCUCCUCCGGCUUUAAUCUGUUCGGGGAGCCAUACAAGACUAACAAAGGUGAUGCCCUGGCUAACCGGGUCCAGAACACGUUAGGCAACUACGACGAGAUGAAGGAGCUGCUGACCAACCACUCCAACCAGAGCCACCUGGUGGGCAUCCCCAAGAACUCCGUCCCUCAGACACCUCUGGAAAAGUCAGACCAGCCUAACUUCUUCUCUGAAGGCCAGAGGGGCAGGAUGCCCCCCUCCCAACAGAGUGCACCCCCCAUGCCCCCUCCCCCGUCCACCUCCAUAUCCGGCGCCACCCUGAUGCAUGGCCACCAGGGGUCCAAGAAGUCCCGCUCUUCUGAUUGGUCGAGGGCAGGGCAUGGCUCUGCUGGGGGUCAGUCGAGCCAGGGGGGUGGCCCUGCAUGCGGUAGGGGAAAGCACGGGGUGCCCACCCACGAGCCACCCCAGAGCAGACAUGAGGACCUAUUUGGCGGUCAGGGGGAUGUCCACAAAGGGGAGUCCAGCCCUGCCAGUGCCGCAUCAUCUACCCACUCCAGGAGGCAUGGGCAACCUGCCAAGGCCGCGGCCUCCUCCGAACACGCGUACAAGGAAAGCAAGUCCCCCAUGGAGCAGGACCUGGGCGCUCACGUGACUGGCUCCCCGGUGGCCUCCACGUCACUGCUGCCCAGUGGGCUUUCUACACCCACCUUCCCCCAGGGCCUGCACUGCAAGCCCAGCGCCAUCCAGCAGAAGCCCACGGCCUACGUCAGGCCCAUGGACGGGCAGGACCAGGUCCCCAACGACUCACCAGAGCUCAAGCCCCCCGUGGAGAUCGGGGAUGGGUACAGCAACCCCGCUUUUGGGGGCCUGAUAGACAGCAAGGCCAACGGCACCGCCACCAAGAGCAAGCUGCCGAAGCUGACCCUGCCGCAGUCUGGAGAGGUCGGCCUGUCGAACGACACUAGCUGUGUGGAGGAGAUUCUACGGGAAAUGACCCACUCCUGGCCACCUCCCCUGACUGCUAUCCAUACACCAGGCAAAGCAGAGCAAACAAAGUUCCCCAUCCCUUCCAAGGACUCUCAACAUUUAACCUCAGGAUACAACGGGCAAAAACGGUGUAAUGUUUCUGGGAGCAAGACUGCGACCAAGGCUGUGCCACAGAAGUCAAUGCUAGAGGAUGACCUGAAACUCAGCAGUGACGAAGAUGAGAGUGAACAGGCUUCAGAGAAGAACAAGACGAGAAGUACACCUCUCAACAUCCCCGGGCCCGCCGCUCGGGCCAGUGAGCCGGGUCACUCCAGCGGCGCCUCAGGCAGCUCCAGCGAAUCGGAGAGCAGCUCAGAAUCGGACUCCGACAGCGAGAGCAGCUCCAGCGACAGCGAGUGCAACGGGGCGUCCCGCACCGCCACCCCAGAGCCUGAACCUCCGUCUACAAACAAGUGGCAACUGGACAAGUGGCUUAACAAAGUGAACCCACACAACAAGGCCCUGAUCAACACCCAGCCAGAGAGCCAUGGACUCAGCAGCUCCCAGCCUGAGGACAGCCAGGCUGCCGAGGGCCAGGGUGUGGGCAAAGGCAAGCCUGGCGUGGCGCUGGCGCAAGCCGAUCCCAAGGACCGAGCACUACUCAGUCCCAUCCGCGAGAAAGCCAAACCCAGGACGGGCCAGAAGGUCUCUGAGGGAAAGAGCACCAAAGUCAAGUCCCCGGCCACUGCGGAGCAGGCUCCGGCCAGGAGAAGCACAGGGAAGAAGCAGCCCAAGAAGGUGGAGCGGUCCUCCAGUGUGGAGGACCAAAACUGGCCCAAACCUGGCAACCCUGGUUCCACCCCCAAGGAGAAGGAGCCCCCGCCCCUGGACCCACCCAAAGCCAGGGGCAAAGGCACCAGUGGCAAAACCGCCCCCAGGAAGGAGCCCCGUCCCACUUCCACACCCGCUCCCGCCCAGGACAAGAAGAAACACCGCGGGCCCAGCAAGAUCAUCCCCAAAUCCAAGGAGUUUAUUGAGACAGAGUCCUCGUCCUCUGAGUGCCACUCUGACCCAGAGGAGCUAGCGAAGGUCCCGCCCCCUUGCCCAGGCCCCGGCAGUCUGGGCGUUCUCAAAUCCAAGGACUGCAACAGCAAUAUCCUGAGUGUCAGCAGCCUGGCCAGCACGAGCAGCACGUCCAUACCAGAUCCGGGGGUCGGGGACCUCCUGGAAGAGCCCAUCUUUUCCCCCAUCCCUAUGGUCCAGAACGAGCUGCUGUCACCGCUCAGGGACCUGGAUGAGAUCAAGUCACUGUGGGUCAAGAUCGAACUGAGCUUUUUGUCCCGGGUCCCUGGGCUGGACCCCCCUGAGCCACCCCCGGCAAAGGCAGAACCCCGGGACACUGGCAAGCACAGGCGGCAGUCCCCAGCUUCCACCCCUGCCGAAAAACCGGCCAGCAAAUCCAAGAGGAAACACAAGUCGGAGAACUGUGAUGCCGUCAGUGGGAACAAGAAGCUUCGGAUGGAGAAAGAGAUGGUGCUUCUCCCCCCCUGCAUAUCCCCCAUUCACAGCCACAAGACCACCAGCGCAAAAGACUCGUCCAAGAAGCAGCCCAGAAGGCGAGAGGACAAGGUCCUCCCCCCUCUCCUGUCCCCUCUCUCCGACGAGCCGGUCCGUCAGCGCAGGAGCAGCGAGUGCAGUUCCUUCAGCCAGGAGGGCGGCGCCAGCGUGUCCAGCACCUUGACCCCCGGCUGCUCCUUCCCUCCGUCCUCUUCCUCGUCGUCGUCCUCUUCCUCACACAAGCACCGCAAAGCGGACAGCAAAUCGGCCGCACAUUCCAAGGAAGACGAUGCCCACAGCAAGCCUUCCAGCAGUUUCCAUGGCAACAAUCAGCCUGACCCAGACCUUUGGUCCACCCCGUCGUCAACGUCAAUGGACAAUUUGGAACCCAGGAGGCCCAAGCUGAUGUUCAAUGACACAUUGCAUAAUGCAGACUACUACAUGCAGGAGGCCAAGAAGUUAAAGCACAAAGCAGAUGCACUGCAGGAUAAGUUUGGCAAAGCCGUGAACUACGCCGACGGCGCCCUCUCCUUCAUCGAAUGCGGGAAUGCCAUGGAGCGGGACCCCUUAGAGGCCAAGUCUCCGUACACGAUGUACUCGGAAACCGUGGAGCUCAUCAGGUACGCAAUGAGGUUAAAGAACUUCACCAGUCAUUCAGCAACAGUGGCCGAGAAGAAAUUAGCUGUUUUGUGCUAUCGAUGUCUGUCGCUUCUAUACUUGAGAAUGUUUAAACUGAAAAAGGACCAUGCAAUGAAGUAUUCCCGCUCAUUGAUGGAAUAUUUCAAGAACUCUGCAAAAAGUUCACAAGCACCUUCACCGUGGGGAUCCAAUGGAAAGAGCGCUGGUACCCCUUCUCCCAUGUCCCUGAGCCCGUCCCCGGUCAGCUCAGCCAGCAGCAGCAACGGCAGCGUGGCCAUUCCCCAGCGCAUCCACCACAUGGCCGCCAGCCACGUCAACAUCACCAAUAACAUCCUGCGCAGCUACGAGCACUGGGACACUGCCGACAAACUGUCGCGUGAGAGCCAAGAGUUCUUUCAGGAGCUGGACUCUGUGAUGGAGCCGUUGACCCAGCAGAGCAGUAUGACAGAACUGGUGCGCUACAUACGGCAGGGGCUACACUGGCUGCGGAUAGAGGCCCACUUGCUAUAGUGCCACGGCCGCCGCCGCACUCCGUCUCUCACGUCUCCAUCACUACCUCUACCAGCAUCUCCAUCUCCACCCAUUCCACCGUAAGGACCUUUCCCUACCCCCGCCCCACCCCUCGCCAGCAAGACCAACUCCAAGGCCUUCUCAUUUACAGCACACAUACGCGUUCUGUUUCGUUUGCUUCCAAGUUCCCACUGGAUUUUAAGGAAUGUUGAAAUUCCAGGAAAUGAGCGACAAAGUGUUUUUUUUUUUGUUUUUUUUUUUAACACUACGAUCCUGCAAGGGGAAGCUACCAGUAUUGUGGAUGAACCUUGAG